Diabrotica virgifera virgifera (western corn rootworm) is the source of this 1708-nucleotide messenger RNA. RefSeq lists its product as uncharacterized. The transcript is spliced from 7 exons. Gene Ontology annotation, molecular function: olfactory receptor activity; odorant binding. Bases 261 to 1511 code for a protein of 416 amino acids. The record is from RefSeq and is a predicted model, not a curated record. Gene Ontology annotation, biological process: detection of chemical stimulus involved in sensory perception of smell; sensory perception of smell. Gene Ontology annotation, cellular component: plasma membrane. NCBI's taxonomy places the organism in Eukaryota, Metazoa, Arthropoda, Insecta, Coleoptera, Chrysomelidae.
UUUUUCUAAGGAUAGUUUUGUUUCGGCCCCCCCUUAACGAACUCCCCUGCAUUAAGAGCCAAUAUAUGGUAGAAGUACAUUUUUAGGGUACAAGGUUUCUCCCCAUGUAAUAAUCUGACGCGCUCGAGUAACUGCAAAAAUCCCCGCUUGGGCUCCUCUACCAUAAUUUUAUUUCAUACAUUGUAGCAGAUGCAUCGAAAUUUGACAGUGACUUAGAGAAAAACAGUGACGUGGUAAGAAAAGGUGUCUCAUAUUUUUAUAUGAUAAUUUUUUUAGAAAUGGACGGUUUAGUACCAGUGUAUUACAAGUCCAAAGACUACGGUAGAUUGAUGCUGCGUUGGGCGGAAGUAAUGCUCCGAAUAAUUCUGAUCUGGCCUGAUACAGAUCACUACAAACUUUUGCUCUUCUCCUGCGUUACCUCAAGUUUAGCAAGUAUAUACAUAUUCUGUGGAAUAAUUGCAUAUGCAGUAAAAUACUCAAACGAGUUUGAGAAGGUUUCUUACGCUUUAUUUAUGAUGGCUAUUCCACUAUUGCCAAUUCUAAAGAUCCCAGUACUUGGCUACAAAUCGAAACAGCUAAAAAAACUAAUUCAUCAGAUAUCAACAGACUUUUUGCCUUACGAUAUAUUGGACACAAUUCAUACGAAUUCUUUUAACAUAAUUUACAAGGUGAUGUUUUAUUUUAUGACAACUUUGAUAACGUUGGCUAUCUUAUUUUCUUUGGUUAUUUGGAUACAGCCACAAUUUAUGUCAGAAAAAACUUUACCCUUUCCAUGUGCAUUACCUUCUGAUUUUUCCAACAAAUUUAUUUAUGUCUCUUUGUACAUUCUUCAUGCAAUAUCUGUCUCUAUAAUCGUCAUCAUGUCAAACGGUGGAACAAAUAUUUUUAUACUUGGUGUUGGUCUGCGCACAGCCAACCAGAUGUACAUAUUGCGCAAAUGUUUUCAAAGCUACAACACGAGCGAUAUGGGUACAGUCAUACAAAAGUUAAGAACAACGGAUAAAAAAGAUGUGGCUAUUAGUUGCGCUAACGUCGAGAAGGAGUACUUAUUGAGAUGUGUGAAACACCACAACAUGCUUAUAAGAUUUAUCAAAGAUCUUAACGAUGCUUUCAGCCCUUUUGAACUUGGUCAUCUAUUUUUGACCGUUUUUGGUGUCAGCAUAGGAGCGUAUGUUGCAUCUAGGGAUGACGUAAGCAAAUUUCAACGAUUCCUGGGAGUUCUAUAUGUUAUAGCUUACCUUUUUCAGCUUGGAUACGAUUGCGUCACGAGCACUGAAUUGUGGUAUCAGGCAAGCUUAUUACCUGAAUGCAUUUUUAAAAGCAACUGGAACAGUCUUCAAGAUGAGAGUCUUAAGAAAGAUCUAUUGUUUGUUUUGCACCAUUCUCAAAAAUUUCUGGUAUGCACUGUGUACGGCCUUUAUGACUUGAAUACAACGUUGUUUAUUAAAGUUCUUAAAGUCACCUUUUCGGCUUACACUGUGCUUUCAACUGCUUCAACUGUAUCAAAGUAAUAUAAAAACUAGACAAAUAAUAUGUUUUUUGCCGAUAAAACACAGUGUACUGUACGAUUCUUAGAUAUUAUAGUGAGGAAGAACAUGAAGCAGUAAAGUUGCGAAUAAAUAGGACAAGUAAUUUUACACACUUAAAAAUGAAUUAUUAAUUGUGACAUUAUUGUGAGGCACUAUAAGAAAUUUACAUUGAAUUUUUA